AUGUCAUCUAAUUUAAUUAGCGAUAAUAUUCAAAAGGAUGCUAAAUUGAAUGGUUUAAGUGGCACAUUCGGUGAUAAAACAUUAGUUCCAUUAAACUCUAGAUAUAGGUCCAAAAGUUUGUCUAGUGAUAAGUUGAACCAAACUAAUGCAGAUCGGGCUGCGAUCUUGGAGGAUGUAGAAGUACAAUACGUUACGGACAAAUCUGAAACUCCCGGGUGUUUAAUCAAGAACAAUAUAAUGGAUCAAGGAACACAGGCUGUAAACAGUUUCAAAGAUGGCAAGGUGUCGUACGGCACGGACAGUCCGGCGCGGGGGCGUCGCGUCAUCUUCUGCGUGCACGGCAACCCGUCCACCGGAUGCUGCGCGGUCAUAGAGAACGGCGAGCCCGACCACAGCGACCACCCUAACGGCAGUAUUACGGAAAUGGAUAGACACUGUCACCGAUCCAGAAAUGAAGACAUAGACAAACGGGCGCGGAGAAAACUAAUCAUCGCUAGUGUGCUGUGCGUCAUAUUUAUGAUUGGAGAGAUAGUCGGUGGUUACCUAUCCAACAGUCUGGCGAUAGCCACGGACGCGGCUCAUCUGCUUACGGACUUCGCCAGUUUUAUGAUCUCCUUGUUCUCGUUAUGGGUUGCGAGCCGGCCGGCCACGAGACGAAUGCCGUUCGGGUGGUAUCGCGCAGAGGUGAUCGGUGCUCUAACAUCAGUUCUCCUGAUCUGGGUGGUGACGGGAGUGCUCGUCUACAUGGCCGUGCAACGCGUGAUCAACAAGGAGUUCGAGAUCGACGCAACCGUGAUGCUCAUCACCUCCGCCAUCGGUGUCGCCGUCAACCUCGUAAUGGGUCUGACCCUUCACCAGCAUGGACACAGCCACGGCGGUCACGGGCACUCGCAUGGCGGAAAGAACCCUGUGCUCAAUAACAAGGAACGAACGUCGGACUCGGACGCGGAGAGCUCGUGCUCUCAGGGCGCGGCGCCGGCGCACGCGCGCAGCGAGAACAUCAACGUGCGCGCCGCCUUCAUACACGUGCUGGGGGACUUCCUGCAGAGCUUCGGCGUUUUCAUCGCCGCUAUCGUCAUAUACUUCAAGCCGGAAUGGAACCUGGUGGAUCCGAUCUGCACCUUCCUGUUCUCUGUAUUGGUUCUGAUCACCACUUUCAACAUCAUCAAAGACACACUGUUGGUGCUUAUGGAAGGAUCACCGAGAGACGUAGAUUUUCAGGAGGUGGCCAACACGUUCCUCUCGCUGCCGGGAGUACUUCGCAUCCACAACUUGAGAAUGUGGGCGCUCUCGCUCGACAAGACUGCACUCUCCGCUCACCUAGCCAUACGUAGCGGCGUCAGCCCGCAAAAGGUUCUGGAACAAGCAACUAAGCUGGUUCACGAAAAGUUCAACUUUUUCGAAAUGACCCUGCAGAUAGAGGAAUUCAACGACGGCAUGGAGGAAUGCAGCCAGUGCAAAAUGCCACAAGCGUGA
Parnassius mnemosyne (clouded apollo) is the source of this 1476-nucleotide messenger RNA. NCBI's taxonomy places the organism in Eukaryota, Metazoa, Arthropoda, Insecta, Lepidoptera, Papilionidae. The record is from the annotation of a GenBank genome assembly.